AUGGCAAAGCUUCUGACUGUCAUCGGUGCCACUGGAACCCAGGGUGGCUCUGUUGUUGCUGCGGCUUUAACAUCCGGAAACUACAACAUCCGUGGUGUGACUCGUGAUAUCAACAGUAAUGCAUCAAAGACAUUGAUAUCGAAGGGUAUCGAAAUGGUUGCAGCUGAUUGGAAUGAUGAAGAAAGUCUUGUCAAAGCCUUCGCAGGAUCAUACGCCAUCUAUGCCGUAACUAAUUUCUGGGCUAGCUUUGCAACACAAAUCAUCGAAGACAGUAUUGAACUAGAAGCUACGCAGGGAAUAAACAUGGCUAAAGCCGCUGCUAAUACUGCUUCUCUUCAGCACUUUAUCUGGAGUACCGUUCCAGACAACCUUCGGAUUUCCGGAGGAAAGCACUCUGUGGCUCACUUCGAGGGCAAGAUCAGGGUUGACCAGUUCAUCAAGCAAGACAAAGAUUUGCUGAGCAAAACAACAUUCAUGUGGAUCAGUUACUACGCCACAAACAUCGUUUUGCCUAUGAUUACUCUCAAUUUCCUUAAAACAUCUGGCAAAUAUCUCCAGCUUUUACCAGUCCCAGAAGAUUGCCCCAUCACCACCGUGGGUGAUCCUAGAAUCAACCCUGGUAUCUACGCAGUGGCCAUCUUGAGCCAGCCCGAGCUCACCCUACCUGGUAAGAUUGUUCUGGCAGAGACCGAGACUAGAACAGUCCGAGACAUGGUGAACAUGUGGUCAGAGGUUUCAGGAAAACCCGCCGAGUACUCACAAACCCCGAUUGAACACUACAAUAAUCUGUGGCCGAAAUGGGGCCGUGAAAUUGGGCAGAUGCUGCAAUUUUGGAAUGGAGCGCGUGAAAAGAGUUGGACCUCAGAUCCACCUGUGUUGACCAAACAUGACUUAAGAGUAUCUGGCUUGGUUGGAAUGAAGGAAGUUUUUGCCGGACUUGAUUGGUCUUCCUGA
Penicillium antarcticum is the source of this 954-nucleotide messenger RNA. Its product is annotated as NmrA/HSCARG family protein. NCBI's taxonomy places the organism in Eukaryota, Fungi, Ascomycota, Eurotiomycetes, Eurotiales, Aspergillaceae. The transcript has 3 exons. The record is from RefSeq and is a predicted model, not a curated record. Bases 1 to 954 code for a protein of 317 amino acids.